Anarrhichthys ocellatus (wolf-eel) is the source of this 2807-nucleotide messenger RNA. RefSeq names its product ferredoxin-fold anticodon binding domain containing 1 (gene fdxacb1). The record is from RefSeq and is a predicted model, not a curated record. Gene Ontology annotation, cellular component: cytoplasm. Gene Ontology annotation, biological process: rRNA base methylation. The transcript has 6 exons. The coding region runs from base 220 to 2163 and encodes 647 amino acids. Gene Ontology annotation, molecular function: rRNA (uridine-N3-)-methyltransferase activity. NCBI's taxonomy places the organism in Eukaryota, Metazoa, Chordata, Actinopteri, Perciformes, Anarhichadidae.
AGCGUUCAACGCAAGCCGCUACAGGUGGGAUAAUAUAAUUCGUCUUGCAUGUACUGCAGCGCCGGUGGUAUAACGAGAAGGUCAAUGGCUUUGCGCGGCAGUACAGUCAGUAUAAUAUCUGAUGUUCAGUCGUCUGAGACACAAGAUACAGACUUUACUCACUAAAAUAUGCAAUUACUACGCUAUUAGCCCGUGAAGAAGACUGAAGUUGGACUGAACAUGUGUCCUGCAAGGUCCAUAUUGCUGGUGGGAGAAGGGAACUUCUCCUUCUCUGCCUCUGUGAGCCAGCUGUACUCGGAGACAGAGACCUGCAUAACGGCCACCUGUCUGCAGCAUCAGGAGGAGGCACUGCGGCACGAAGGCGCAGCCGAUCACAUUAAGAGUAUCCGGGACUCAGGUGGGGCGGUGCUUUUCGAGGUGGACUGCACGAGGCUGGGGGACUGUGCGUCUCUUCGGGGCUGUGUGUUUGAUCGUGUGGUGUUUAACUUCCCUCACUGCGGGAGAAAGAGUGGGGUUAAAAAGAACCGAGAACUUCUCAAAAACUUCUUCCUCAGUUGUGGCCAGGUGUUGUCUGAAGACGGAGAGGUCCAUGUUUCCUUGUGCAACGGCCAGGGUGGGACACCAGCGGACCAACCGAAGCGAGAGUGGCACAACAGCUGGCAGGUGGCUGCCAUGGCAGCAGAGGCCCACCUGAUCCUUAGUGAUGUCCAUCCUUUUGAGAGAGAGAAACACCAGAGCUACAAGUGCACUGGAUACAGGAGCCAGGAUAAGGGCUUUCAUGUGGAUAAAGGUUUACUCCACGUGUUUACCCGCAGCCUACGCUACACCCCUGCUCAGAUACUUACGGUCAAGGAGGCUGUUGAAGGGGACAGAGUUCUGUACGACGUACCAGCUGAGCUCCAUGAUUAUGUAUUCAGGGGAUUUCUCUGCUCAGGCUCUGUCCACCCUGUUAGGUUGGUGCAAGAUUUUCUUCUCAAAGGGCUGGCGGAGAAGUGGUCUGUCUCCAUGACGACAGAGACCGUUCCCUUCCUCCUCGCGGCCGAACGGCUGCAGGCGGCCGGCUGUGACGUCGACGAGACAGACUGCUACUGGAUCCGCCUGCUUCAGAAAGACGUCGACUCUGACGCAGACAAAGAAAAAGAUCUGUUUUUGGACAGUCUGGGACGAACAGACACACAAGACACUCUGUCAACCAUGUGUCUCACCUCCGAUGAAGUGGACCAGGUGAAGAGUAAAGGAGCCGAGAGCCUGAGGUCUACAUGCUUACUUGAUAUCGAUCCUGAGGGGGAAAGUGGUGUUUAUAUGCUGCGUCCGUCACUACUUCCUCAGAUGGAAGAGCUUCUAACUAAAAAGGAAGAGUUGGUUGACAGUGCAGGGAGUCACGGGGAGGAUGAGGGGAAUAAUAAAAGUGUUGAAGGGGAAGGACAUAAGAAGGAGGGGCCCUGUGGGGGGUGCAAUGGUGUCACCGGCUCGUUGUUCGGCAUUAGUGGCCUGGUGUUCAAGAACGUGCCCGUCAACCUCUGGGCUCUGCCUGCCUUUCAUGAGCUCCUCCUCAGAGGUGUUUUCCCCUUACAACAUGAGCCAAUCAAAUUGCUCGGACAGAGACUGGCGACGCUGCUCGCAUCCUAUGGGGUCUCCUUAGUCCCAGAACAGGGAGGUCUGCGUCUGGUGGCACCGCAGAAGGGUUUAGUCGGUAAGGUGUUUGCAAGCAAUGCAAGUGACAACAUCAGCGACGUCAGUGUCACCGUGUCACUUAAUUUGGACCUUCUUUCCGUGCUCGCGUUCUCACUCCCCGACUGGCGGCUGCUGUGGUCACAUGACCCACGCUUUUUACUGCAGUUUGAACUCCGCCCACCUCCGGGGAAACCUUUCCACCCCUUCUCCCUGUUCCCCGAGCACUUCAGCUUCGACAUUAGCUUCUGGACAGGGCCGACGUGGCAGGAGAGGAAGUUCCACGCUGUGAUCCGAGAGGCCAGUCACGGGACCGUGGAGCAAGUUAAACUCAUGGACACGUUCUCACAUCCUGACCUCAGCCAGACCAGUUACUGCUACAGACUCGUCUACCACUCGAACACACAUGCUCUGUCACACACACAAGCCCUCCAGUUUCAUAAAGACCUAGAAACCUGUCUCACCUCUCGGUUGCAAGUCACCAUCCGGUAGCAACAUUUGAAUCUUAAGGAGGACCGGGGACUUCACCUCUUUUUAAUUACAUGUGUUUGUACCUGCUAUGCAAAUUAUAAGCGUAUAAACUGCAAAACUGUCGUUGAAGUGUUUACAGUAGUUGAGGCAUUGCGUGCUAUAGUUUAUCAGUAAAAUGUGUUUUCUGUGUAUCUGUUGUGUGUGCUGCUUUAAGUAUCAUGUUAUCAGAAUCAUCUUUAUUGGACAGGUAUGAGUCCACAAACCAUGUGGUUGGUGUUUUCUGUAAAUUGAAAGCAAUUAUACAAUAUGCCACAGUGUGCUUUUUGACUUAUUUAACAUCAAUUUGUAGUCAUAAAAUAAAAAAUUCACAUGUAGUACGUGCUGUGACAAAGCAUAAAAGAAAGUAUUCUUGCAAGUAACAGCCCUGGAAUCAAGUCCAGGAGCCAGUUUGUACCUCUGCAGCGGAGGUGAAAGUACUCCUUCAAUUGAGCAUAGUGACAAUACCACAGUGUAUAAGUAUUCUGUCCUAGUAAAAAUCCUGCAUUCAAAAUUAUCACUCUUAUAAGUACAUGAAGACCUCAUGUAAAUCCCAGCAUAGCUUCAAACAACUCCAAUUUGAGUGGAUCUUAUCAGCAACUGAACACGUCUAUGAGAGUAUGUGGGAC